This is a messenger RNA of Oppia nitens, 381 nucleotides long. Its product is annotated as gastrula zinc finger protein XlCGF62.1-like. NCBI's taxonomy places the organism in Eukaryota, Metazoa, Arthropoda, Arachnida, Sarcoptiformes, Oppiidae. The record is from RefSeq and is a predicted model, not a curated record. Bases 1 to 381 code for a protein of 126 amino acids. The transcript has a single exon.
AUGUCCAAAUCAUCAGACACACCAUCACCUGAUCCACAAUACGAGAUAAUUCAAGAAAGUAGUGAUGAACAAGAGAUUGAAGACUUAUGUCUGUUGACGACUGCAGACAAUACAAACAAUGAAAGUGAAACAAACACAAGAAGUCGGUCCACAAGAAAUACUAAGAAGAGCCGCAAGAAGACUGCAUCAAAACAAAUGCAUUGCAGUGUUUGUCAACCGAAACGAUACUUUAAAAAGAAAUCACUCUUAGAGUUACACAAACAGGUGAUCCACUCGACAGAUGAGCCCAUUAUAUGUCUUUGGUGUGCAAAAUACUUCUUCACUCAAAACCAAUUACAAGUCCAUCAAAAGUUAUAUUCACACGACAGACCUCUUAAUUAA